Molecule: messenger RNA, 591 nt
Organism: Bipolaris sorokiniana ND90Pr
Lineage: Eukaryota; Fungi; Ascomycota; Dothideomycetes; Pleosporales; Pleosporaceae
Exons: 1
Coding region: 1-591 (196 amino acids)
Biological process (GO): secondary metabolite biosynthetic process; fatty acid biosynthetic process
Molecular function (GO): fatty acid synthase activity
Source: RefSeq, a predicted model, not a curated record
AUGUCCCAACAUGCUUUUGCGAAUCGUCUUGCCGGUAAUAACUUCCAGGACGAGUUUGCCGCAUUCAGGCGAGGCCAGGGAUUACCUGCAAUGACCAUCGAUAUCGGUUACCUUUUGUCUGUGGGGUUCAUUGCUGGGCAAGAUGUAUAUGCUGACCACGUAAAGGCAAUGGGACUCAAGGUCAUGCAAACAUCCGACUUGCAUGGACUGCUAGCAGCAGCCAUCGAAGGCCUUUCCAAGCAUCCAGGCCAGGUCAUGUGCGGUCUGCCGUUCAACGAGCAUGGCGAUACAUGGUACUGGAUAUACGAUGCGCGAUUUGGUGCUCUGCGAAACCUCGCCACUGGAACUUCAGCAAACAAGGGGCAAGUUGUCUCGCUGCGCGAAGAGUUGGUUAGGUGUGGCACCAUCAGCGAAGAGGCUGUGCAGAUCAUUACAAAAGCUAUGGUGCAGAGACUAGCAAGUUUAAUGAUGAUAUCUGAGGAGGAUAUGGCCGUUGAGUGCUCGGUAUUCGAUGUCAUGCAGAACAUUCCCAUGACUCAGUUGGCCUGUAAUUUGGCGGAGAAGAGUAAGCUACUAGUUGAGCGCAGCUGA